CACACCGACGGAGGAGAGAGGAUACACACACCUGUUGAACAGCAGCGGUCUGCUUUGUACACACGCUGAAUUCACUUGUUUCUUUCCCCGGAUAGUUUCAGAGUGUGAGCUUUCAGGAUGACAGACACGCUUUUACCAAACGGCAUCAAAGACAGCGGAGGGGACAGCACUUAUUUCAAAAAGGGUUGUAACCCGUUCGCACAGACUGGACGAAGCAAACUGCAGAAUAAGCGAGCCAGCCUGAACCAGCAGAUCAUCAAACAGAUGAGGAUGAGGGCUGGAGCUGAGAACCUGCUGAAGGCUACAUCUAACAACAAGGUUAAAGAGAUGGUUCUGUUGGAGUUGAGCUACGUUAACUCCAACCUGCAGCUGCUGAUGGGACAGCUGGAAGGACUCAACAGCUCAGUGGAGGUCUACCAGAACAUGCAAGAAACAGCCAACAUCCCCCUCAUUGCUCUUGGUCUGAAGGAGACAAAAGACAUCGACUUCUCCACUUUUUUCAAGGACUUCAUCUUGGAGCACUACAGUGAAGACCGAAAUAGCUUUGAAGAUGAGAUUGCUGACCUGAUGGACCUGCGACAGGCCUGCAGAACACCAAGUCGGGAUGAAGCCGGGGUGGAACUGCUGGCAAAAUACUUCGGCCAUCUUCCUCUGAUGGAGAGCCGAUUUUUCUCCCCAUCACGCCAGACUGGCAUCUUCUUCACCUGGUAUGACUCCUUCACAGGAGUACCAGUAUGCCAACAGAACCUGUCACUGGAGAAGGCCAGCAUCCUCUUCAACAUGGCCGCCCUCUAUUCUCAGAUCGGUACCCGAAGUAACAGACAGACGAUAGCCGGCCUUGAAGAGGCCAUCUCUUCCUUUCAGAAGGCGGCAGGUAUCCUGAACCACCUGAAGGAAACGUUCACCCACACCCCCAGCUACGACAUGAGCCCGGCCAUGCUCAGUAUGUUGAUUCGGAUGAUGCUAGCUCAGGCUCAGGAGUGCCUGUUUGAGAAGACUGCGCUGCCUGGGAUCCGAAACCAGUUCAGUCCCCUAAUGAAAAUGGCUCAAGAGGCUGCAAAGGUCUCUGAAAUCUACGACCAUGUUCAUCAGUCCAUGAUCCAGACACCAAUCAAAGACAAUGUCCCAUUCUUCUGGUCCACCAUGUCGCAAGUCAAAACCAACCACUACCGCUCCAUGGCACACUACUUUGUAGCCUCAGCUCUCCUGGACCACCAGUUGGGUCUCAGUGACGAUGAAGACCAGCAGGAGAAGACCCUGUCUCAGGUCUAUGACCGUCUUCCUGAGGGACGCUCUCCUCUCGACAUCCUGAAAAAGAAAGAAGAACGUGAACGCAUUGGUAAAGCACACAUUCGUCGAGCCAUACUGGGUCACGAAGAGGCUCUAAGGAUCUACAGUUUGUGCCACCACUUGAACAAGUUGGACGUCCUGCAGGACAUUUUAAAAGCCAGUCACCAGCGGUCGCUCAACAAGUGCAGUGACAGUGAGGAUGAGGAAGAGUUCACUGACUACAUGGAGGCCCCAGACAUCAUCUCUAAAACAGAGCACAAAGCAGAGAUGGAGGUUCCUACAGCCACAAAGGUGAAAGUCACAGACUUCUUCCAGAGGCUGGGCCCUCUGACAGUCUUCUCAGCCAAGCAGCGGUGGACGGCCCCACGCACAAUAUGCCUUUGUACAGAAGACAGAGACCUGGGCUUCACCCUGAAGGGAGAAGCACCAGUCCAGGUGGUUUCGUUGGACCCCCUCUGCCCGGCUGCUGCUGAUGGUCUGAAAGAGGGCGACUACAUUGUUGCAGUGGGCGGCACAGAUUGCAAAUGGUUGGGUGUGAGUGAUGUGAUGCGGCUCCUGAAGGAUGUCAGUGAGGAGGGGAUCGAAAUCCAGGUGAUCAGCGUCAUGGACAGCAACCCUUCAAUGCCUACCAAGAGUGCCACCUUCUGCGGAAACCUGCCUAAGACCUACUCCAUGAUCUGUCUGGCCUAUGACGGCGAAGACAAGAAAUCAAAGUCCCGCAAAGUAACCAAGAAGCCAUCCUUCCUAAGCUGGGGUCUGAAGAACCGCCUGAAAAGCGCCAGCACCCUCAGCCUUCCCACAGCCGACAACUCGGGCGCUCUCCCCUGGAAUAAACCUUGUCCCACCUUCCCCAGCUCCAGCUCCUACAACAACGACAGUGCCCUCUACUGAGCCAGCUGCAGACU
Messenger RNA from Plectropomus leopardus (leopard coralgrouper), 2195 nucleotides. It is a transcript of the gene rhpn2, whose product is annotated as rhophilin, Rho GTPase binding protein 2. Gene Ontology annotation, biological process: negative regulation of stress fiber assembly; signal transduction. The record is from RefSeq and is a predicted model, not a curated record. Gene Ontology annotation, molecular function: protein binding. NCBI's taxonomy places the organism in Eukaryota, Metazoa, Chordata, Actinopteri, Perciformes, Serranidae.